Punctularia strigosozonata HHB-11173 SS5 is the source of this 1472-nucleotide messenger RNA. RefSeq lists its product as uncharacterized. Bases 135 to 1472 code for a protein of 445 amino acids. The record is from RefSeq and is a predicted model, not a curated record. The transcript is spliced from 5 exons. Lineage: Eukaryota; Fungi; Basidiomycota; Agaricomycetes; Corticiales; Punctulariaceae.
GGAAGUUUCGACCAGAUGUGAAAACGGCGGCCGACAAACUUUUGGGAUUAGAACAGAAAACAGGCGGUAUACAAUUAACUCUAGGCUUGGAGUCCUCUGGUGCUGCUUCCUUGUUGAUCAGAGAUACUCAGUGCAUGGCUCUCGGUCUUCGUCUCCCUUCGAGUCCACGCCCCUUCUCACCACGCAACUUUGCCGCUCUAUCUCCAAUCUAUUUUCUAGAUCAGCAGUCGCUAAUCAGGUUCUUGGAAAAAAUCACUGCCAAGAAUUUCAAUAAGAGUGCAAGACUAACACAAAGUGACACCUCCAGAGCACGUUUUGAGAUUUCCAGGACCUUCCUACUGCACCUGGACAAUUCAGUCUCCGGCAAAGAUUUCGCUCUGCGUUUGGUCAAUCUGGACAAGUUGCGCGUGGUGCCGCUUGCUGUGAACUUGGCCAGUAUAGACCCCCGUAGCGGCUCCGAGCGGGAACGUGAUCCAAUAAUCCUCGAUGUCGGAGUCGGCGAGGCCAGAUGCUGCGGAGAAUACUUUCGGAUGGUAUCACGCUUCCAUCUCAAGAUCAAAGAAAAGCUCAUCGUUGAGCCGAGAACGAGGAAGCCGUUCGAGCAUGGGCACUCGGAAGAGCUCGAGCAGGUAGCGGCAGGCGAACGUCUACGUGAGCUCUUGGCCGACGGUGACCCGCUGGUCCUUCUGGUAUACAAUAGAAGCAGAACAUUGAGCAUCCUCCGGGCGCUCGGGAUCGAUCACUUUGAUGGCAAGGUUUACAAUAUGGAGGACUUGUACUCGCCGGAAUCCGAGCGCUCUACCUUUGCCCCUCGCAAGCCAAGAUCGCGCUCUCCGCAGCGACGAGCUUCCGCGCACUACGCCGAUCAAUUGUCUUUGGACAGGAAGCGUGAUUACGAUGACAGGCAAAUGGGCCGUAAGGAUUUUGCUGAUGACCGUGGCCGAACUGCACCUCCCAAGGACGCUGCUGAUGCGCGUCCGAUCAGCCGACAGGUAUACAUCCUGGAUAUUCAGGAAAUGUAUAACACCAUGCUGUCGAGCAGCGACAUUCACUCUUUGUCACAAGUCGCACUCGAACUUGGCGUUAUCGACACUGAUCCAGGCGGAAUCUGCGCCGGGAACGAGGUUCAGUGGCUGCUGGAUAUGUGGAUAUCGAUGUCCAAAGGGGGAUCCAUUCUUCAGCAGCGUGAGGCAAGGGAGAGUGAGCGCCUGCAGAAGCAAUGGCAGACACAACAGGCGAAAGCGGAGGCAUCAACGCCUACUCCCAUCAAGCAGGAGCAGCCGAUCUCCGGAGAAGACAGUGAUGAAGACCUUGUAAGCGAUCCGAACGAUGCUCUUGUUGAAGCAGCAGGCGGGACGACAAACAUCACAUUGGGCAAAGGAAGGAAUCCCUACGACGAGAACGAUGACGAGAACGAUGAUUCUGAAACCGAGGAUUACGUCCCAUACAUCCAAGCGAGGGCUGCAAGAUGA